Gadus morhua (Atlantic cod) is the source of this 5130-nucleotide messenger RNA. RefSeq lists its product as uncharacterized. The coding region runs from base 457 to 3945 and encodes 1162 amino acids. Gene Ontology annotation, biological process: regulation of transcription by RNA polymerase II. Lineage: Eukaryota; Metazoa; Chordata; Actinopteri; Gadiformes; Gadidae. Gene Ontology annotation, molecular function: DNA-binding transcription factor activity, RNA polymerase II-specific. Gene Ontology annotation, cellular component: nucleus. The record is from RefSeq and is a predicted model, not a curated record. The transcript has 9 exons.
CAUUCCGUAGUUUUCCUUUUGAUCCCGGAAGAGUUAUUGUUUAUAGAAAUGCAGGCAGAUUUGAGGCAAAUGGUCUUCUCUUUUCAUCGUCGAACGAUAUAUCUCCGUCAUAUUCGCCUUUCCCCGUGGUCUAAAAUGUUUUAAUUAUUUAUUUAUUCGUUCUGACAUCUUCGCUUUCUAACAUCGCCGAGGCGCACAAUCUAAUGUAAUAACUCGAUUAGCUUAGCAACUUAGCUACAGGGGUUGUGGUGGUUCGGUAACACACCGAUGAACGGGUCCUUUCUGGACGGGAAGUGCAUCUAAAUCCAGCCAGAAAGUAAGUCAUUUGAAAUCCGUGAACGCCCAGCAACCCUUCUUUGUCUCAAACUGAAAGCUAUUGAGUGUUUCGUGUAAAAACCGGGCUAAACUCGGGCAUCCAAAACUACAAAGAACUACAAACCACAAAGAACUACAAAGAUGUCCGAGGCGAUCGUCACGUUCCAGUCCCAGCUCUCGGGCGUGAUGGAGACGGUCUUCAAGGCUGCCAUGUACGAGAUCACCCGUCUGGUGGAGGACAGCUUCCUUGAGGAGGUUACCCGCAGCCGGGAGCAGGUGGAGUCCCUGAAGCGGCGGCUGAAGUGGUCCGAGGGGCGGCGGAAAGAGAGGGACCGGGACGGGGGACGGUGUGUGGACUGUGGGCGAGUGGGGGAGUCCAGCGACGCCGAUGGAGGUGAGGCCAGAUCCUCCUCAGCCGUUAAGACAGAAAAAAGUCAGAAAUUGGACAAAGCGUCGAAAGAGGAGAUUCAUGGUUGCCGUGCCAACGGGGAAGAGAGAUCCAUGCAGAGAUCCAAGCACGACAAAUCAGACACCAGUGUAUCACCAAAGUCCACAAACACCAGCAGAGAACAUCUGGAUCGCAUGCCCAAAGAAGAAGCCCUCUGCAUCACUCCCACCCCGGACACCAGCGAGCUCACAGAGAGAUGGGGAAUCAACUUAAAUGGCACCGAGGGGGCCGCCUUUACAAGUCCCUCUAAAAACAUCAGUGACACAGCCAUCCAACGCUGCCAGAAGGACUGGGAGCCUGGCCUGAGCCAGAGGCAGGAACAAAGUCCCGACACCCACUCACCGGGCCCGGCCGGACCCCUUUACCAGAACACCUACGGCAUGGAAGACCUCGGCGGCUUUGAAAGGACCGAGUGUGCCAGUGGCAAUGUGCUAGACAUCGGUGGCAUGGACGGUUCCAACGAGUCCCCGCCCAGCCGCGUAGGUGAGGACCUGAGUUACAUCGGCCAUUAUGAGGACGACAUGGGGGCCUUCGAGAGGACGGAGCCUCAUCAGUCCUACCCACUCAGCCACCCUCAGAGUAGUAGUAGCAGAAGAGGUGUGAUGUGCUCACCCACCGAGUCCCCCUCAGGGGCCAAUAUAGAGGUGAGCGGAGGGUUCAGUUGUCUGCUGAUUAACGAAGAGGGCUACCUUCAGGACCAGAGUGCCCUGUACCCAGAGCACACGCCCGGUGCUUCAGGCAGUCGACUGGGCUUCCGGGGGCAAGACGCACAACACAACGGCGAAUCGUCGUUGCAGCAGGGCCGUGCAGAGGAUCUUUACGGGCCCUCUGAGUCCUUCAUCCAAAGUCUAAAUAUGGGAGAGAGGGUGCAAGUUCAGGUGGGAGGACGGGGAGGGAGGAAGCACAAUUGUAAUCAGUGCUCCAUGUCCUUCCCCGACUCCUCUUCUCUGAAGGCCCAUAAGCAGCAGACGCACAGCGUGGGCCAACGACCCCCGUACUCAUGCAAUCAGUGUGGAAAGACCUUCACCCAAGCCCAUAGCUUUAAAGUCCACCAGAGGAUCCACUCUGAGCAAGGGCUGCACCUCUGUAACCACUGUGGCAAGGGCUUCCCCGGCAUCGCUGACCUGAAGUCACACAAGUGCAACCAAACUGGUGACAAGCCAUAUUGUUGUACUGUAUGCGGGAACAAGUUUAGCCGCCUGUGGAAUCUCAAGUUACACAGACGCAUUCACACGCAGGAGAAACCUCACCGGUGUAGCAUGUGCGAUAAGAGCUUCACGCGGGCAGACAUUUUGAAGGUCCACCAACGUACCCACACGGGGGAGAGACCGUAUUGCUGCGCUCUGUGUGGCCUCAGCUUCAAACGCCUGGACCACCUCAAGUCGCAUCAGCGCAAACACAAGUCCGAUUCAUAUAAAGAGACAUAUAUAGUCAUAUUGCAGUUUUUAAGAACUUCCGGGCAUCAUCAUAUUGGUUUAAACCCAAACAUCUACCACAGUUUAAGGAUUAGGGGGGGAACCAUCUCCAUCAUGUCAGACAUGGACACCCUGAUCGCCGGGUUCCAGACUCAGCUGUCUGAUGUCAUGGAGACCAUCCUGAAGACGGCGAUGUUCGAGGUGACCAGGCUGGUGGAGGACGGGCUGUUCGAGCAGCUGAAGAGCAGGUGUCACGAGGUGGAGUCUCUGAAGGUGCAGCUGCAGCUGACAGAGAGCAGACUGGGCGAUGGGGACUUUAUGAUGAGGACCAGUGAUGAAUGCCAUUUUAACCGUGGAGAUGAUCCUUUUAGUUCAUCCCCAUAUGGGGCUGAAGAUGGGCUUGAAACACUGAAUUCCGGUUCAGGUGUCACAGAAGAGUGUCGAUUGAAACAGGAGAUAAUCUUUAUGGACCAUCAUGUAAAAGGCUGUGGACAGAAAGUUCUGACAAACGCGAGGACGGCACAGGUGUCUGAAAAGCUCCCCAACAGUCUCAACGGUUUGAGUCAUUCACAGGAAUCCAGUGAGAAGUCUGAUGUGGUUGUGAAGGUGGAGAAUGAGGCCCAGCUGCCUUGUUCAGUCGAGCACCAAGAAGUCCUGGGGGUUUUAAACGACGGUGUAAGUGGAUCUACAUUUCACAGCCUUGAUGAAAUGUCAGAUUUACAAUCUGCACAGACAGCGAGAAGCUCUAAAGAGUCACCAGGGACCGGCAGACAGAACGGGCUCUCUUCUACAAACACCUUCCCUGAGGACCAAGAAGACUUUGUUUUGCCCUUGGACAUGGACUCCGAACAAGGGGGAUUGUCUCUCUUGCAUAACCACAUACUAAAUACUGCCAACGACUCUGACGCAGCCCUUCCAAGCGAUUCCCUAAAACGAAUGGACCAUGAACUGAUGCAGCCCGUUUCGUCUGAGGCAAGACUACAAAUGAGCCAAGCGGGAGAUGUGGUUAUCAAGCAGGAGAUUGUUUUAGAUUCGGACGAGGAAGAGGAGGAGGCGCGGCUGGGCAAACAGGCAACAGACUCGGCCAUCGCGUUCCCCUCGUGUCAGUUGAAGAACCACAAGGUGAGAUUGAACGUUCCCGGCCACGGCUACAUCUCCCAUCGGGCCAAAGUGCAGGAAGCCGCCAAGCGGCAUUUCAAAAUGGGCACGAGUCUCGCGCUGAAGGCCGCCGUCCGACCCUACCGACCGAUCAGGAGGACCCAUCUCACCGUCUCCUCCGGUGCAAUCACGGGCCAUUCUCUCGCCGCGAGCGCCGGCAUCCACCACAAAACCCCGUCCUCGUUCAGGUCGGCUCCGUCUCCACACUCGGCACAGGCGGCCGCCCUCGGCGGCAAACAAUUCACGGCCGACGCCCAAAAUUGCCUGCCCACGGCGGGCGGCAAAGCCCAGUACCAAGCCCCCGGCUCCCAGCACGCCGGCCUGCUCUCGGGCCUCGGCUCGGUCCCUCAGGGCCCCAGGCAUCGCUGCGGCCAGUGCGGCCGGUGCUUCGCCGACUCGAGCAACCUGAGGGCCCACCUGCAGACGCACACGGGGGAGCGGCCCUUCAGCUGCUCGCUGUGCGGCCGCAGCUUCACCAAGCUGAGCAACCUGAAGGCGCACCGGCGCGUGCACACCGGGGAGAGGCCCUACUGCUGCAUGGCCUGUGGGAAGGGCUUCACGCAGAAGUGCAACCUGAAACGCCACCAGAGGAUCCACCUCAAUGUCUGAUUCCGUCCAGUGACUGGGGGGGGUGGGGUGAGAGUGUAUGAAAGGGAGAGUGUAAGCGAGGGAGUGAGUGUGAGAGAGAGUGUGAGAGAGCGCAAGAGAGUGUGAGUUUGUGCGAGAGCGAGAGUGUAAGAAAGAGUUCAUGAGUGUGUGAGAGAGAGAGUGUGUGAGAGAGAGAGAGCGAGUGAAUGUUUUGAAUUUUAAAGCAGGCCAAAAUUACAAGGGUAUUACCUUUUUUAUUAUAUUUCUCAUCUGGUGCAGAUCCACUUUCAUAAUUCACUGAUUAAUGCGUGUAAAUGAUUUGUGGAUGUGCAUACAAAUGUCUAUGUUAGGGCUCCAUGGUCUAUUGGAGUACAACUAGUACGUUUCACAAAGUCAUAUGGAAAUGCAGCAUUAAACACUGUAGAGCCAAACCCAUGGGUUUUACACGUUCUCACCGUGGUUUGUUGACUGUGACUGUUCCAACUUUAGAGAUGGGAAGUCUCUUUGGGGGAGACAUGGGUUCAGUAUAAAUCAUGUCUGGAGCAGUUCAAGACCGGUACGAUGUAUAUUAUACAUGUAUAUGCAGGCCACAUCAUUUUUUCAUGAUAAAACGCUCAAACCCCUUUUAAAAAAAAAAAAACGUGAACAUUUAUUAUGGAGUAAAUAUGUAUUUUUUAUAGAUUUAAUUUCUUAUUAAUUAGGUUUUCAUUUAGCGCAAACUUCUCGUGACAUUUUUAAACUGCGUUGUGGGGCGCUUUAUUUUUUUGUGUCCAAACCCCAAAACUUGUAGUCCUCCGUCCUUUAGCAGUGUUGCUGAAUAACAGGAAAGAGUUUUCAUAUUAAAUAUCACUUCCAGUUAUAAUCUCUUACACCCCUCUAUCAUAGCAGUGCAUGUGAGAGAGUCAAAACUGGUUUGUGUGUGUGAUGAGAAAACUGCUCCUCAAGUUUGAUAAUAUAUUUUGAUGAAAACCAUACAUUUUAUAAUAAAUAAUGUACUAUAUCCUAUGUGCAGGCCCUGCAGGCUCAGGGAUUCUUGUUUGCUACACAUGGGUCGUGUAAUUUUACAUGAUCCAUCGUCCAGAUGCUUCUGUUACUUGUUUCAUGCAUGAAACAAACAAAGACAAUGUGGAAAAAGACCCAUAUUUUGAAGUUACAUCCUUGCCCUCCCUUGCUUACUCUACUAUAAAAGCUGAUGUGUGUAAUGUG